AUGUGUCUACGCGUCCACAAGCUUAUCGUAUUGUGGCUCGGCUUUGUUUUGUUAACUCUCGUCCCCCGUUCUUGUCUCUCGGUAGAGAUCGACAGGGAGGGGCUUCCUGAUACCGGUUUGAACACGACUGACUGGGAAACGGGGGCGCUUCCUCCUCUGGAUGAUAUGUGGGAGCUGAAUGACUUCCAAAUCGCUGCCAAGAACGUUUUGGGAGCCAGGUGGUAUGCAUCAUAUCGCACUGCAGCUUUGGACCAGGUUACCUAUGAGGCGAACAUGAAUAUCUGGAAGAAGAUUCGCCUAAACGGUUAUACGUUCCGUGAUGUAUCGGACGUGAACCUCAACACUACUAUUCUUGGGUAUAAUUUUACUGUCCCGUUUUUUAUUGCUCCAGCUGCCUACGCAGGUCAUACAAACGCUUCUGCUGAGUUAUCGCUUGCCAGAGCAGCAGGCAAGAUGGGUGCUCUUUAUGCACCUAGUAUUGAGUCAACGAAAACAAUUGAAGAAAUUGCUGACGUCGGUUUCGCCAACCAGACUAUGUUUCAUCAAGAAUACGUGUGGUCGAACCGCACGCUGUUGAUAGACGACUUGAGCCGUAUUGAGGCCGCGGGGUACAAAGCCAUAUUUCUCACUGUUGACAACACUGGUGUAAAUGGCAUAAGAGUCCAAGCCAUGCGGCAAACUGGAGAACUUGAUUCCGACUCUGGCCAUUCCGCGAGUUUUACGCUCGAUGCGCUCGCCGAAAUUCAAAAUCUCACCACACUUCCUAUCGUCCCGAAAGGAAUCAAAACCGCAGCAGACGCUAAGACCUGCCUCGACCUCGGUUUCCCAGCUAUCUAUGUGUCUAACCAUGGUGGAAGAGUUUUAGAUGGAGUUCCCACAGCUGUGGAAAUUCUUCUGGAUAUCCGGAAACAAUAUCCUGAGGUUUUCGAGCAGAUGGAAGUAUAUGCGGAUGGAGGGGUUAGAAGUGCCAACCAUAUCAUUACGCUUCUCGCGUUGGGGGCAAAGGCUGUCGGAUUGGGCAGGAGUCCGAUUUUUGCAAAUAUCUACGGCGAGGAUGGCGUGGAUAGGAUGCUCACCCUGCUCCAAGCAGAACUACAAACCUCGUUGCAACUGAUGGGUGAGGCUGAUAUCCAAAACGUGGUUGGAAAUACGACCUACAUUAAUACCAAGCAAGUGGAGGUGGAAUAUUUUGGAAUCAGUUGA
This is a messenger RNA of Lentinula edodes (shiitake mushroom), 1203 nucleotides long. Its product is annotated as FMN-dependent alpha-hydroxy acid dehydrogenase. Bases 1 to 1203 code for a protein of 400 amino acids. Gene Ontology annotation, molecular function: oxidoreductase activity; FMN binding. Lineage: Eukaryota; Fungi; Basidiomycota; Agaricomycetes; Agaricales; Omphalotaceae. The transcript has 7 exons. The record is from RefSeq and is a predicted model, not a curated record.